AUACACACCAGAAACUCCAAAAUGAGCAGUCUUCGUAUUGUGUGUUUCAUUGUCUUUCUAUUUACAGUUUCUAGUGCUACCAUCUCCUCCUUGAGAUAUACCGCAAAACUGGAACUCGAUAACAAGAUGUCCAAUGAGGAACUUAUAGGACACCACGAAGCUCAAUCUUUAAGCGAGUGUGCUGCCACCUGUCAGAGAGAUCGCGGUUUCUUCGGGUACAACCCUACGCUGAAGAAGUGCCGGACCCACAAGAAAACGUUCACUACUGGAAUGUCGGACGACACCGGAUGGCGGUAUUACUUUCCAGCAUUUCUCCCUUCAGACUGUAAGGAACUUCGUGAUAAUGAUUAUGAUAAAUCGGACGUGUACGAUAUUUACCCAUACGGGACAAAGUCCAUUCCGGUCAAGGUUCACUGUAACAUGGAUAUAAUGGGCGGCGGGUGGACGGCAAUCCAAAAACGAUUCGAUGGGUCCGUGAGCUUUGACAGAAACUGGACAGACUACAAAAAUGGUUUUGGUGAACCGGAACAGGAAGUUUGGAUUGGAAAUGACUUGAUACAUCAAUUAACAAAAGAAAACACCUCAUCCCUGUAUGUGACCAUAACUCUACAGAAUGGUACAACGCUUUAUGAAAUGUACGGCGGUUUCUCUGUCUCCGACGAAGCAGGAAAAUAUCAAAUCUUUCUUGCAGGACCUGCCACGGGGACCUUAGGAGACAGUAUGUUAGCCACAGGUAAUCCUACUAGAGAUCUGUCUGGGAUGUUCUUCAGUACCCCAGGCAGGGAAAAUGACAGUUAUAGUGGUAACUGUGCUGGUUACAGUGACGCUAGAGGAGGCUGGUGGUUUAACUACUGCCACCAAGCCUUCCUUAACGGUCCCUGGUCCCCGGGGUCCUGGUUCAGACCAUGGUAUCCCACAGUAACGAGUGGGACAUCAGUGAAGGCGACCACCUUGAUGGUCAGACGUAACUAG
Molecule: messenger RNA, 972 nt
Organism: Saccostrea cuccullata (small rock oyster)
Lineage: Eukaryota; Metazoa; Mollusca; Bivalvia; Ostreida; Ostreidae
Product: microfibril-associated glycoprotein 4-like
Exons: 5
Coding region: 22-972 (316 amino acids)
Source: RefSeq, a predicted model, not a curated record